AUGGUGCCGCCCCGCCUGAGCACGGAGCAGACGGAGCUGCGCCUGAAGGAGGGCCAGAGCGGCGUGGUCCUCGAGUGCGCGCUCGACGUGGGCGAUGACCCCAUCUCCUUCCGGUGGCUCAAGAACCACCAGUGGGUCACGGGCUCCGUGGGCUACGCCUACCGGGGCUACCGCCAGCUCCUCCUGGCCCUGCACGCGAUCGAGAAGCAGCACGCGGGGACCUACUUCUGCGAGGCGUCCAACGAGGCGGGGGUCCACUCCAGCUACAUCAAGGUCAUUGUGGAGAGUGCGGACACCAUCCGGCUGCCGGCGAACGAACUGCCGCACACGGAUGAGAUUCUCAGUGACAUCGCCACCUCCUUCAGCGACGUCCUGGCGGAGGGAGAGUGCAAGUGCGACACGGUCUUCCUGCUGCACGCCUCGACGGAAGCCCCGGCCGCCACCCUGGCCGCGCAGGCCAACCUCGUCCAUACCAUUGGAAGCACCAUCAUAUCGGAGACCAUGCGCGUGGGGCUGGCCAUGUACUCGGACCACGUGACCCAGAAGCUGUCCCUCGGGAGGGGCGUGCACCACUGCGCCCUCAGGGACGCCUUCAAGGACCUGUCGCACCCCAGGUUCCCCACGCGCCUCGAGCCCGUCCUCAGGGAGACCUUCAAGAAGUUCAAGAAGUCCAAAGCGCCCUGCAAGGUCCUGUUCCUGCCCAUCUUUGGCUCUGCUGGCAAGGAGGGAGCCGACGUCACCGCAGCCAAGCAGCUGCAAAAGCUCGGAGUGAAAAUCUUCAUCUUGGAAGUGACCCCAGAGCCCAUCGAAGGCAUAAGUGAGAUGGCCUCCAAGCGCGGGGACGGCCGCCCAUACCACUGGCACAUCCCUCUUCACAUCUGGCCGACUAUUGUGAUCUACAUGAAGUAUAUGACAGAAGAAAUCGAAGGUUGCAUGGUGGAGGUCCAGGACAUUCCCGGAGAGUGCGUCGGCACGGGGCAGCCCUGCACCACAGACAACAUGUGUCGUGGGGCCGGCUAUGGCUGCUUCGACGGAGUGUGCAAACCCCUAGAGUGCAAUGUGGACACCUCAGUUGCAGGGUGCUGUGCCAGCCCAGGCCAAUACUGGUGCGGCGAUGUGACUCGACACUGUACGAGCAUGAGCAGCAUCUGCGAUGGGCGAGUGCAGUGCAUGAAUGGUGCCGAUGAGGACAGAUGCUGGUCAAAUCCUUGCCCCGAUGACAAAAGUAGUCGUGCCAGAGCAGCAGCUUGUUGGCCUUUGGAUUUGGGGGUGAGCCGCUUGCCCAGGAGGAGAGGAUGAAGACCCUCGCUUCUGCCGUUCCUUCCCAUGCCCUAUGAACAGGCCUUUUAGGUGUCGUAGUGGCAAGUGCAUCCAGAAGCAAAGCCUCUGCGAUGGAACCUUCAAGGACUGCGAGGAAGGUGAAGACGAGGCCCUGCAGUACUGCGACAAGAUCCACGUGUGUCCUGAGAGUAAGCCCUUCAAGUGCGACUAUGGGAUUUGCAUUCAGGAGGAGAUGCUGUGCGACGGGUCCUACAACUGCCUCGAUGCUUCUGAUGAGCUUCUCUGCGGCAAGAAGAGCUGCCCGGCUAGUCGACCUUUCAAGUGCUUGGAUGGCGUCUGUAUUUCAAUGGAUAAGGUUUGCAAUGGAGUUGUGGAUGGAUGCCAAGAUGGAGGGGAUGAGAAAAACUGCACAGCAAUACCCUGUCCUAUUGACCGCAGUUUUAAGUGCAAAAGCGGGCUGUGUAUUGACAGCUGGCUGGUUGCAAACAGGAACAACGACUGC
Molecule: messenger RNA, 1783 nt
Organism: Penaeus monodon (black tiger shrimp)
Lineage: Eukaryota; Metazoa; Arthropoda; Malacostraca; Decapoda; Penaeidae
Exons: 13
Coding region: 1-1299 (432 amino acids)
Molecular function (GO): protein binding
Source: RefSeq, a predicted model, not a curated record